Drepanopeziza brunnea f. sp. 'multigermtubi' MB_m1 is the source of this 387-nucleotide messenger RNA. The record is from RefSeq and is a predicted model, not a curated record. NCBI's taxonomy places the organism in Eukaryota, Fungi, Ascomycota, Leotiomycetes, Helotiales, Drepanopezizaceae.
AUGAGACAAACUAAGCGAGUGUCUCUUGGGAAUGAAUACAACACAUUUGAUUCCACAUACUCUGACACAUACUCCGAAACUUCUACAAGUGCAUUUGGAAACACGAGCAGAAACCCUUCAUCUGGUACAGCCAUACCCAGGAGCAAGGAACUUCUGGAGAUCGAUUCAAGGAGAACCAGUAUAUACGUAAUGACUGCUAUACUUUUUGACGACGAAAUUAAACUCAACGGGCUGUUGGGGGACGAAAAUGAUGUCGCCUAUUGCUUGGUAUUAAGACAUGAUUCGACAAUCUGCCAACAGGAGCAAGCGUUGGACAACUUUCGCGAAAUGGGUCUCGAGGAUACCGAACAGAACUUUGGAAUGGGUUUUGUUGGUAUCACAGGGUGA